CUUACCAACGGGCGCAACACUCACAGCAACAGCAGCAGCAGCAUCUGGAGGUCACCGUGGGAGAGUGGGGGAAAAGAGAGCAGAGCCAGGGCACAACUUUUCUCAAGGCAAAGCAUGCAGAGCUCCGAAGGAGGGUCAGACACAACGACCAGCGUGGCAACGCUGCGGACGUCAUCAUCAGCCCAGGCUCCUGUGGUACAGCCUGUCCCAGCCUCUCAGCAGAGGGUGCUGGUUCAAGCCACAGGCUCAGCUCAGAAGGGAGGACAAGUACAGCAGCUUUCAGUACCCAGGGUUCAACAGGUUCCUCAGCAGGUUCAACAGGUGCAGCAUGUUUAUCCAUCGCAGGUCCAGUAUGUCGGAGAGAGUGGAGAGGCUGUUUACACCAAUGGAACAAUUCGAGCGGCCUACUCCUACAACCCCGAGGCUCAGUUGUACGGGCAGAGCAGCGGCGGUGCUUACUUUGACUCGCAGGCCGGCGGAGCCCAUGUCACCACGGUGGUCUCCUCUGCCAGCGGUGGGGUGCCCCCUCAUGGCAUGGUGGGCAUCGCCAUGGAUGUGGGCAGCAGCCACAUCAUCUCCAGCGGCAGCACCUACCUAAUCCACGGAGGAAGCAUGGAGGGAAGCCGCAACCACAUAUCACAUUCCUCUCGCUCCUCCUCAGCCAUGCUUGAAAUGGCGAUUGAAAACCUCCAAAAGUCUGAAGGAAUUGCAAGUCACAAAAGCAGCCUGCUCAACAGCCAUCUGCAGUGGCUGCUGGACAACUAUGAGACUGCGGAGGGAGUGAGCCUGCCUCGGUGCUCCCUGUACAACCAUUACCUGCGCCACUGUCAGGAACAGAAACUGGAUCCGGUCAACGCGGCUUCCUUCGGCAAGCUCAUCCGCUCAGUCUUCAUGGGCCUCAGGACCCGCCGCCUCGGCACCAGAGGCAACUCUAAGUAUCAUUACUAUGGCAUCCGGGUGAAGCCAGACUCUCCGCUUAACCGGCUGCAGGAAGACACCCAGUACAUGGCCAUGAGGCAGCAGCCUGUCCAUCAGAAACAGAGGUUCAAACCUCUACAGAAGGUGGACGGUAUGUCCGACAGCUUGUGUGGAAGCUCUCAACACUGUAACAACACUCCAGAGCAGUCGGUGGCUGCUCAGAGCCAACAUCACCAGCAGUACAUAGAUACGUCCCACACCUUACCUCCGUUUCCCACUCCUGACUUGGGCACCCAACCUUUGCCCGAGCGCAUCAACAUGAAUGACAUCAAGAAGCUGCAGACGCUCUACAGAGACCACUGUGAGGCUACUUUGGAUGUGGUGAUGAACCUCCAGUUCCACUACAUUGAGAAACUCUGGCAGACCUUUUGGUAUUCAACACCGCCAUCUAGUGACGGAAGCACCACCAUCCCCAACAGUGAUGAUGACCUGGAAGGUGUGAUCCCCAGAGAGAAGCUGGUCGCUCUGUGUAAAUACGAACCGAUCAGACUAUGGAUGAGGAGCUGUGACCACAUCCUGUACCAGGCUUUGGUGGAGAUCCUCAUCCCUGAUGUGCUGCGACCCGUUCCGAGCACUCUCACUCAGGCCAUCCGUAACUUUGCCAAGAGUCUGGAGGGAUGGCUGACGAACGCCAUGACCAACUUUCCUCAAGAAAUCAUUCGCACCAAGGUGGCGGUGGUAAGUGCGUUUGCGCAGACUCUGAGACGUUACACCAGUCUGAACCAUCUGGCCCAGGCAGCCCGCGCUGUUCUCCAGAACACCUCCCAGAUAAACCAGAUGCUCUCUGACCUGAACCGCGUCGACUUUGCCAACGUUCAGGAGCAGGCAUCGUGGGUGUGUCAGUGUGACGAGAGCGUGGUUCAGCGUCUGGAGCAGGACUUUAAAGUCACCCUGCAGCAGCAGAGCUCUCUAGAUCAGUGGGCGACCUGGCUGGACAACGUGGUCUCUCAGGUCCUGAAACCCCAUCAGGGCAGCCCCAGCUUCCCCAAAGCUGCACGCCAGUUCCUGCUCAAAUGGUCUUUCUACAGCUCCAUGGUGAUUAGAGACCUGACUCUACGCAGUGCAGCUAGUUUUGGCUCCUUCCACCUGAUCCGACUCCUGUAUGAUGAGUACAUGUUUUACCUGGUGGAACACCGUGUGGCUCAGGCCACCGGAGAAACUCCUAUUGCCGUCAUGGGAGAGUUCAGUGAUCUGAGCUCCAUGAUGCCGUCACUAAUGGAAAAAGACGCGUCCUUCUCUGAUGAGAUGAGUGACUUGGGCAGCGAUGCAGACACCUCCAGAGGUCCCACUGAACCAGCCGUUAAGAGAGAGAGGAUUGAAAUGAGCCACCCUCUGCAGGAGAUGUGAGUCCAGUCCACAACAGCGCCGCACACCGCAUCAGCCAGUGUCUCUCCCCGAAAAGAUGACCCUAAUGUGGCUUUCGGGGGCCGAGCACACUGCAUCCCUCUGCAGUCGAUGUGUGCAAUGUACAUAAAGAAGAGAGUAGCAACGUCAGUCCUCCCCUCACUAGCGUUUGUCAAGAUGGUAAUCUUUCUCCCAGGAAGCAAUCUGACGUCUAUUUUU
Molecule: messenger RNA, 2541 nt
Organism: Scomber japonicus (chub mackerel)
Lineage: Eukaryota; Metazoa; Chordata; Actinopteri; Scombriformes; Scombridae
Gene: rfx2
Product: regulatory factor X, 2 (influences HLA class II expression)
Exons: 18
Coding region: 115-2325 (736 amino acids)
Biological process (GO): regulation of transcription by RNA polymerase II
Cellular component (GO): nucleus
Molecular function (GO): DNA-binding transcription factor activity, RNA polymerase II-specific; RNA polymerase II cis-regulatory region sequence-specific DNA binding
Source: RefSeq, a predicted model, not a curated record